GUCAGUGUGUAUGAUCCACCAGAAAAGAUCAUACCGAGAUGGCGCUUGAAUUCUUGAAUUCAUCUCAGCUUGAGAGUGGUGAAUCCAUGGACUUUGAUAAUAAGAUCCAUGAAAUCAAGGCAAUGGCUAGACGAACACGGGAGAUAGAAGCUGGCAUAGAACUUAAUCAAAAGGAGAAGCACGACAUUAACAAAGAAACGGGCGACGAUGAUGAAGAUAUAAGCAUGUGGUCGCAGGACAGGCUUCCAGAUGAGGUUUUGACACACAGUGAGGUUGAUGAUGAUAAAUAUGAAAGCUUGGGGACUUCAACUGAAAGUGAUCAAGAAAACAUUGAGCAGUCGCUUGACAAGAUAUUUUGGCCAUGGCAAGAAUGUUGGGGCUAAUUAUGAUGAAUUCUGGUCGUGGGAAGAAGGGAGAGAUUAAGGAUAAUCCUGUUUCUGUCAAGAUCAUCUCCACGGCUAAGGUAUAAAUCUCGAUCUUGAUC
Molecule: messenger RNA, 484 nt
Organism: Arabidopsis arenosa
Lineage: Eukaryota; Viridiplantae; Streptophyta; Magnoliopsida; Brassicales; Brassicaceae
Source: the annotation of a GenBank genome assembly